Parasteatoda tepidariorum (common house spider) is the source of this 1008-nucleotide messenger RNA. NCBI's taxonomy places the organism in Eukaryota, Metazoa, Arthropoda, Arachnida, Araneae, Theridiidae. The record is from RefSeq and is a predicted model, not a curated record.
ACAUUUCCUUAACUUUAGAUUCGACUUUAAAAAUUUUUAUAGGCUAUUCCAGUUUAAAAUAUCUCUGCCAGAGAGGUUCAAACGAACUAUUUUUAAGAAGUGGCAUCUUUCUGAAGAAGGUGGUACCCCGUCUCGAUUGAAAAGUCAGCAAACUAUCUUAAACAGAUUUUUCAUUUCAGGUUUGGGAUGUUUGCAUGGAUCACUUAGGAUGUAGAAACGCAUCUCUGAAUGGCGUUCCAGACAAAGUAAGCAUGUACCAAACGAAAGCUGGUUUCCCUCUCCUUGAGGAAGAUCUCCAAGUGCAAGAAAACGAUACUCUCGAAGAUAUAAUCCACCCAGAGAAUCUCGUAGAUUCUCUACCAGACGAUGUUAUAAUCGUUCCGUUCCACGCAUCUUACCUACCUUUCAUUUUCGAUUACGAUUUUGAAAUCUGUGGAUUUAAUCGAGAGCUGGCAUUGGAACUGAGCUUUAAAGCAAAAGAAACUAAAACUCUAAUAGCGUUCAAAAAUGGAGUAUGUGUUGGAUUUGGAAGCAUAAAACGCAGUAUAUUAAAUGUCCCGCUAAUCGCACCAUUGUAUGCUGAUCAUAUAGCCGUUGCCGAAACCAUGAUGAAAAGGCUGAUGAUGUCUUUUCCACUGAAGAAAGGACUUUAUUUGGCCUCAUUCACUCAUAAUAAAGCUGCCACAAAUUUGAUAAAGAAAAUUGGAUGUCCUACAACUUACAAACUCUCUCGUCUUAGCAGGCGUCAACAUAAUUUUAAAGUACCUGUUGACAAAGUUUAUGCUCAUUUCGACAUAAAUGCCUCUCCAGUUUGAACUAGAAUGGCGACAUUUUUGAAUUACUUAGUUCGAAAUCGUACGAAUACAUACAUAUCCUUUAUAUUGCACCUUUUCUUCAUAACUUCUUAUACUAUUAAAUAUUUUAUGCAUUUUGUUUAUCACAUUACGUUUUGCGUUUCAUUGUUUUCUAAAUUGGUAGAUUUUCUUUAGUUUUUUAACUGCAUGAUAA